Molecule: messenger RNA, 2714 nt
Organism: Colletotrichum scovillei
Lineage: Eukaryota; Fungi; Ascomycota; Sordariomycetes; Glomerellales; Glomerellaceae
Product: putative NUDIX domain-containing protein
Exons: 5
Coding region: 570-2714 (714 amino acids)
Biological process (GO): NAD+ catabolic process; NADP+ catabolic process
Cellular component (GO): cytosol
Molecular function (GO): GTP binding; NADH pyrophosphatase activity; GTPase activity
Source: RefSeq, a predicted model, not a curated record
GAGCCCCCGUCAGAAGCUCCCCUUCCACCCCAUACCCAAUGAUGAUGGAGGUAUUCCAAUGCAAAGGCCCAGUAGCUCCGAAUACCGUGACAAGUCCGGACACUGACACUGACACUGACACUGACCUUUCAGUGACCAGUCGAUCUCUCCAUCGCACCUGGUGGUGGGGGAGGAGGGAUCUGCCGGAGGGGGCUCCAUUUAUCGGAGCUCAGCGGCGAGUCGUGAUUCACCGUGACAAGCUCCAAAGAUCCAUCGCAUUGCGUCUCUGGCGUCCCCCAUCUUUCUUUGCCGUCCAUCGUCAAACUGAUUAAUCAGCCGGGCCAGUCCGUUGCCGCCGCCGUCACUGCCGCACGUCUUUCAGAUAUCUCACGCUUUUAGUCGCCUCCAGUCUCUCUAACAUCAACUUAUUGUAGAAACUUGCACUCACUGCCUUGUUUGGUUUUGGUACGCAGUAUACGUCAUACACAUCCUACAUCGGCGCCCAUCCCCCCGAAACCCCCCACGUAACACCCAAGGACCCCGCGAUAGCUUCACCGCCCGCUUGAGCCAGAAACCCAGAAAACCUCGGCAUGGGUUCUCAAACUUGGAACCUCCCCGCACCAGUCGACGACCCGGACUCCAUGCUGUCUCGCAAGUUCGGGCGGGAAACCGUCAACUACUUCGCCGGCAGCGUCCUCAACCGCGUCGGCUGGCUGCGUACCGACCACACCUUUAUCCGGUCCGCCUUCCAGUCAAAGGACACCAAGUUCAUGCUCCUCAAGGACCUCAGCCCCCUCACCAGCGCCCCGACGAGAGUGCAGUUCGUCUCGUACGACGACGUCAAGCCCCUCACCACUGAGGACCCGUUUGGCCCGUCUGAGGAGGAUCUGAUCAAGAACUUUGACUCGACGGUCACGAAGCCGCUCAUCAUCUUCCUGGGCCUCGAGGAGAGCGCAAAGGUGCCGUUUGAGUACAAGGGGCUCAAGGGACGACCGUGGUUUGCUGUUGACGUGACGCCCAAGGGCUCCUACGCCGAUGCCGCCAACCAGCUUAUCGAGGCUCAGUCGAGCAAGGGGUACAAGUUCCUCGAGGGAAUGAGGCCGAUGACGCUCGAGCCGGAUCAUGCUGGCAUCUACGCCCAGGCCCGUUCCAUCGCAGACUGGAACACGCGCAACAAGUUCUGCGCCGGGUGCGGGCAGCCGUCCCUGUCGGGCAACACGGGCUACAAACGCCUGUGCCCGACCACCGACCUCGCCGGCUCCGACACGCCCCGCGAGCGGGCCGAGUGCGCCACCCGCAAGGGCGUCUCCAACAUCAGCUUCCCGCGUACGGACCCGACCAUGAUCGCCGCCGUCGUCUCCUCGGACGGCACCAAGGUGCUCCUGGGCCGGGCCAAGCGGUACCCGCCCAACUGGUACAGCACGCUGGCCGGCUUCAUCGAGCCGGGCGAGUCCAUCGAGGAGUCUGUCCGACGCGAGGUGCUCGAGGAGGCCGGCGUGCGCGUGGGCCGGGUGGUGAUUCACUCGAGCCAGCCGUGGCCGUACCCGGCGAGCUUGAUGAUUGGGGCCGUCGCGCAGGCGCUACCCGACGGGGAGACGAUCGAUCUCGGCAACGACCCCGAGCUGGAGGACGCGCAGUGGUUCCCGCUCGAGACAGUGCGGGACGCGCUCAAGUUUGGGGUUAGCGGGCUCGGUGAGCCUGCGCCGGAGGGGUACAAGGAGGGCGGGCUGAGGUUGCCUCCUCCGGCGGCUAUUGCCAAUCGGUUAAUGACUGCUGUUGUUGAGGGUUAUGCGACUGCUGCGCCAAAGAUCACAAGCUCCAACGCAAGUGUGAGCUCCAGCUCGCGUGGACAAGCUCCAUCCACUUCCUCCAUCCACAUCCCGCCAAUUGCGCCGCCAUCGAAACCCUCCACCUGUCCCGGUCCCCAAACGAUCCCCCCAAAACCUCGCUCGUUCAAAUCGUCGCAAACCAGGUGCCGCUCUCUCAUCGGCCGUUUGCCUGCCAUGUAUCACCUAGCCAAGGGGUUAUACCUCCUAGCUACCAGCAAAGAAGAGUACUCCGUCAUCCUCCUCGGCCUCGACAAUGCCGGCAAGACAACCUUCCACGAGCAAGUCAAGCACUUCUUCCUCGAGUCGCAUCCGGACCCGAAACUCAAGACGGUGCCAACGGUGGGCCAAAACGUCUCGACGAUAUCCCUGCCGGACAUGUACCUCAAGAUCUGGGACGUCGGCGGCCAGCACUCGCUGCGCCGGCUGUGGCAGAGCUACUACGCCUCGGCGCACGCCAUCGUCUUCAUCAUCGACUCGACCGACAUUGGCGACGGCAACCUCGAGCACGACAACGGUUCCGGGCGGCUCGACGAGUGCCGCCUCGUGCUCGAGGACGUGCUGCAGCACUCCGAGACCGAGGGCGUGCCCGUCCUGGUGCUGGCCAACAAGCAGGACCGCGAGGACUGCGUCGAGGUCGUGAGGAUCAAGGAGGGGCUCGUGAAGAAGGUCUUUGAGGGCGAGAAGGCGAGCAGUAUCCGCGACUCGAGGGUGUUGCCUGUUAGUGCGCUGACCGGGACGGGCGUCAAGGAGGCGGUGGAGUGGGUACUGGGCGUAGAUGGAGUUGGGGGCUCAAAGUCAAGGGACGAACGGGUGAAGCCACGCUGGUCACUUCGCUUCUUCUUGCAGAGCAUGGGUCUUUCUGAGAGCGUAUCUGGCUGGGUAUCAUUUUACGUUUUUUUUGGUUAA